Messenger RNA from Asparagus officinalis (garden asparagus), 1752 nucleotides. RefSeq names its product switch-associated protein 70. The transcript has 10 exons. Gene Ontology annotation, cellular component: recycling endosome; trans-Golgi network; early endosome. The coding region runs from base 138 to 1613 and encodes 491 amino acids. The record is from RefSeq and is a predicted model, not a curated record. Gene Ontology annotation, biological process: receptor recycling; retrograde transport, endosome to Golgi; endosome organization. NCBI's taxonomy places the organism in Eukaryota, Viridiplantae, Streptophyta, Magnoliopsida, Asparagales, Asparagaceae.
UUCUUGCAAUCGCCACCCCCACCAGGAAGUCCCACUAGUACCAAACCUGACGGCCUCGAGCUAACCCCCUUGUCUUAUGACAACAAGUCCACCAAAAACCCUAAUUAUUACCUCCAUCUUCUUCUCGAUCCUCGAUCAUGGCCUCUAAUGGAAAUUCUCCGAGAGCGGGGGAAACUGAGAGCAGCUUGGAGAAGAUCAAGCGGCAGCUGUCUUCGGGUUCGGGUAGGAAUCUGCUGCAAGGCCCGCUUCUUAAACGAUCCGAGACGUUGAGGAAGUGGAAUGAGCGAUGGGUGAUCCUAGACCCAACCACUGGAAAAAUGGAAUACAAGUUUCGGCGAAAUGACACGGCUGUGAAAGGAACAAUUAUAUUUGAUGCGACCAGCACGAUUACUCUGUCUCCAGUGAACUUCCAUGGACUGCCUAAAUAUGACAGCUGCUGCUUUUAUAUCGGGACUCCACAGAAAAAAGAUUACUUCCUCUGUGCGGAGACUCCUGGUGCUGCAAGAGCUUGGGUAUCUACUUUGCAGGCAAGCCAAUUAGUGUUGCGGGCUCAUAAAGAGGCUGUUAAUUCAUUAAGUGGCAAUGGUUCUGCAAAGCUGGGAACAGUUGCCACUGUUGUUGCUGCUGCCAACUCUACUGCAGCUGAAGCCUCAAAAGAAAUUGAAGCAGCAAUGAAGAUAUCUAUGAGGGCAGCUCUUGGCCUAGUGUCAAACAAGGCAAAUGAGGGUCAACCAGAUGACCUGACAAUAAUGAAGGAGACUCUUAGAGUAAAAGAUGAAGAAUUACAACAGUUGGCAAAGGAACUCCGAGCAAGGGAUUCCACCAUAAAGGAGAUAGCAGAAAAAUUGACAGAAACUGCUGAAGCUGCUGAGUCUGCUGCAUCUGCAGCUCUUACAAUGGAUGAAGAGAGAAGAUUUGCAUGUGUAGAAAUUGAAAGGUUAACCAUGGAGAUGGGGAAGCACUUGGAGUCGUCCCAGCUCAAGUUGAAGGAAGCAGAAGCAAAUGUGCUUGCGCUAAGCAACGAAAAGGAGGCUCUGUUAAAGCAGAGAGAUUCUGCCCUCCAGGAGGCACACAUGUGGCGUUCUGAGCUUGCCAAAGCUAGAGAACGUGCUGUGAUACUGGAAGCAGCUGUUCUUAGAGCUGAAGAAAGGGCAAGAGUUUCAGAGGCAGACGCUGAGACUCGUGCAAAAGAUGCUGCAGAAAAAGUACGUGCUGCUACAAAAGAAAAGGAAGAUCUCAUGGCAGUUGUGAACAUUUUGCAAUCACAAGUUCAAAGACAACAAAGCAGUACAAAGCAGGUUUUCGAAGAGAGAACAGAGUCAUGUUCAGGCAUUUCCGACACAAAGCAUGUGGACUCAUCUGAAGACGAUGUGGAUAAGGCUUGUUUAAGUGAUUCAAAUAUGGUUCCAGAUUCAGGGGACAACGAAGUUCAGUUAGCAGUCGAUGGAGUCGAGAUUCGUUCUAUAGGUGAGACUGAGUGGAAUGAUUUCCAGUCAAACGAAGCAAGGAUAGCUGAUGUGAGAGAGAUCUCCCCUGAAACUGAGGGAAACAGCUUAGAUAUCUCUGUCGUUAAUCCUCAAGUUGAAGACCAUCAGCAUGGUGGUAACUCAUAACCGUGAUGUAAAUUAUAAAAUUAUUCAUUUUCCUACAUUGGGCUUUGCUAUAUAGUGUCAGUGUGUGACAUUUGUUAGAAGAGAGCUCUAUGGACUUUAUUUUAUUAUCAGUAAAAUAUUUGAUGAUUGAUAGAGAUGA